Pimephales promelas (fathead minnow) is the source of this 6464-nucleotide messenger RNA. It is a transcript of the gene camkk1a, whose product is annotated as calcium/calmodulin dependent protein kinase kinase 1a. Gene Ontology annotation, biological process: CAMKK-AMPK signaling cascade; protein phosphorylation. The record is from RefSeq and is a predicted model, not a curated record. Gene Ontology annotation, molecular function: protein serine/threonine kinase activity; ATP binding. Lineage: Eukaryota; Metazoa; Chordata; Actinopteri; Cypriniformes; Leuciscidae.
GGACCCGCCCAUAGUAAAAUACAGGGAAAUGUUUGAUGGAUCGUGAAGUUCAUUCAAGCUUUCAGCCAGCGUGGUAAUGUUACACAUGAUAAGAGACGCAAAUGAAUUCCCCGUAAUUCGCAGACUGAUCUUUAGCGUUGCUCGUAAACGGGAGCCGAUGACCGUGACCAUGUGUGACGGGCUGUAGUGUUUGCAGUUGCUCUGGCUCACUCGCUCGGUCGGGGAUCUGUCAGCAGUGCGGAAGAGAGGGAGAAAGAGGGAUGGGGCAGAUAUAUGCCAUCAAACUGACUCACAAGAGACUGAAAUGAUGCGGAGAUUCCGUCGCGCCAUAAAGCUCGAACACAAUUCAACAAAAUAAGAGGCAGAACCAUGCUUGCUCGGAUAUAGACCCGUGAGCGACAGCUAGACAGCAGUCAAUGACAUUGAUGAAGCCAGCUGUCACUCACACGCUCCCGAAGCCUCGACACACGCCGAGGGUCUUUGGAAGCUCGAUUUUGGAACUGAAACUUUUUUUUCAAACAUCAAAACAGAUUUAUUGGAGUGUCUUCUGCGAGAGCCAAAUCGAAAGCAACUUAGCUGUGAUCGGGAGAUUGUUGAACAAAGACACGCGACCAAGUUAAUAGGUUGCUUUAUGCUGUAGGGAGACUGGUGGAAGAAACUUUGAAUGCUGCAAUACUAAGCCACAGCUUCCUGUAACUGCAAAACAACGUUGGAGGUUUAACAGUUAACGUAACAAAAACCCCACACACCACUCCUCCCUGCCUCAAAGCUCCUCAUACUGCAUGGUCAUGGCGAUGAGCAGUGAUCCUGGUUGCUUGGGGUUGGACCUUGACCCAGACUCUUCCCCGACUGCUGAAAUGACUGACAAGAUGUCUGCAAUGUCCCUAAGGUCUGACCCUACCUCCAGCGUAUUGAAGAAUGGGACAGGUGUGAAGAAAGCUCUGCCCAAGAGGCCACACCUGUCAGGCAGGAAGAUGUCAUUGCAGGAGAGAGGGACAUACGUAUCUUCUGGCGGCGGGGCUGAGCGCUACUCCCGAAUAGCCAGACAGCCAACCAUCGAGUCCAGACGAGUGUCCAUCUCAGACUCGCAGGAUUGCAUCCAGCUUAACCAAUACAAGUUAAAGAGUGAGAUUGGGAAGGGCUCAUAUGGUGUUGUCAAGUUGGCAUACAACGAGGAUGAUGACAAAUAUUAUGCAAUGAAAGUGGUAUCUAAGAAGAAGCUGAUGAAACAGUAUGGUUUUCCUCGCCGGCCUCCUCCCCGAGGUCCUAAAGCAGCCCAGGGGGAGCAGCCCAAGGUGCUUGGUCCUCUGGAGAGAGUUUACCAGGAGAUAGCCAUCCUGAAAAAACUGGACCACCUCAACAUUGUUAAACUGGUUGAGGUGCUGGAUGAUCCAGCGGAGGACAACCUUCACAUGGUGUUUGAGCUGAUGCAGAAGGGCCCUGUAAUGGAGGUUCCCAGCGACAGUCCCUUCAGUGAAGACCAGGCCCGCCACUACUUCAGAGACAUUGUUCUGGGCAUCGAGUACUUGCACUUUCAGAAGAUCGUUCACAGGGAUAUCAAACCAUCUAAUUUAUUACUUGGAGAUGACGGCCAUGUGAAAAUAGCCGAUUUUGGGGUCAGUAACCAGUUUGAGGGUAACGAUGCCUGUCUCUCCAGCACUGCUGGUACUCCUGCAUUCAUGGCCCCAGAGACACUGUCAGACAACCGCCAGAGCUUUAGUGGAAAGGCUCUGGAUGUGUGGGCUAUGGGAGUGACUCUCUACUGUUUCGUGUAUGGGAAGUGCCCAUUUAUUGAUGAGUACAUUCUGGCACUUCACAAUAAGAUCAAGUGUAAGCCGGUGGAGUUCCCCGAGACGCCAGCUAUCAGCGAAGGGCUAAAGGACCUGGUCACACGAAUGCUGGACAAAAACCCAGAUACCAGGAUCACUGUUCCUGAGAUCAAAGUGGACCCCUGGGUGACUCAGGAUGGUAUAGACCCAUUGCCUUUAGAAGAGGAGCACUGUACUGCGGUAGAAGUCACUGAAGAGGAGGUACAGAACUCAGUGAAGUUUGUCCCCAGUCUAUCUGCUGUGAUACUGGUGAAAGCCAUGUUAAGGAAGCGUUCCUUUGGGAAUCCAUUUGAGUGUCCGAGCAGGAGAGAAGAGAGGUCCAUGUCUGCUCCUAGCAGUCUUCUCAUGGACUCUUGGCCAUUCCGGCCCUCUUUUAAACUCCAGCCCUCGUUAAGAAAGGGGAGCAGUGGAGAGGCGGGUAGAGAAGUCGAGCUCGAGGACUUGCAUGAGGAUGAACCACCCACCUUUUGAGUGUCUCCAUAGAUUCUGAAGCGUUCCUCAUUGUCUGCGCUUCUUUAUUCAGACACUUCCAACCCUUCGAGCAGAUGACCAUCAUGACCCAAACCGCUACACUACACUCUAUUUUCACCAACUUGAGGCUUAUCUUGACAUUGAACUGGAUUCUGCUAUUGCUUGUCAUCAUUCAAGCUUUUUACUUUUUUUCAGUCUUGCACAAGAAUCACUUUCCUUGCUUUUUUUUGUUUUUUUUAAGACCAUCGUAGUAAUGGUUCUCAGAAAACCUGGCCUUGGUAAUCCGGCGAAAAUCCAUACUUUUUCCUUCAUGCAGUUUGGAUCUUUUAAUCUUUGUUCUCUUAUCGUGACUAAACAAGAAGAUUUUGGAUGGAAUCUUGGCUAGGUUUGUUUGAAAACCAGACCAUGUCAUUACCUUUCUUAAGCAAGACUCCAACAUUUACAAAAGAUGCUAAUAUUAACUUGGUAUGGCACCUCAUAAAGCUAAAAAACAGUGAUGGCGUUGAGGCAGUGUGCUGCCAUCAUAACGUUUGUACAUGUGUAAAAUAAUAGCUAUGGUGUCUUGCCUUUUUGUAUAAUGUUAAUGUGCAAUUCUUAACCCUAUCCGCAUCAUUGCAUGCCUGAAAUAUGGCCUUUUCCAUAUUAUGGUGUUUCCAUAUCUCUGUUGCUUUCCAUUUCUUUCAUACUAUAAAAAUUUUCUCAUUUCAUUCAGAUACAAUGUAUAAACAGACACACACACAGUGUUGUAGUGUGAAUCAAAGGGGCUUAUGUAACUACUAUAUACUUGAUGUAUAAAUGACAGCACAUUCAGUCAGUUCCAACAAACAGGGCUUUCUCACGAAAUAUACUGCUUUUGGUAUAAGCAUUAACUAGAACAGGGCUUUUUAUCCAUGUUUGUGAACGUCAGAAAUCCCACAUUUGGAGCGCACCGGAUGCAGGGCUCCCAUGUCGCAGUGCUUUGUCUCUACAUGAACAGAAAUGUGUCAUUGUUUACUGAGUCUUCACAUUCCAAAAGGCUUUAUCAGUCAACGGGUGCUCGAACGCACAAACAAAUAUGCUACCAAGGCAAGCAAGUGUGUACUGAUGCGGAAGGAGAAGGAGUCACUUUCACUCAAAACAGACAAGUCAAUUGAGGGAAGGAUCUGAAUAUGGUGUUUAGCUGUGGAGCGAAAGUGAACCGCUAUUCAGUGUCAUCACGGUCCCUCUUGGCCUGUAUUAACUCAGUCCAAAACAAUACUCCCUUGUUUACAUCGGAUCGUCUGCCAGGCGAACCCGUCAGCCCCUGUUAUUGAAACGUUUUUUGAAUCUGAGUGGACAGCUAAUACGCAUUGGCGAUCAAGAUAUUUAAUUAUGAGCACAGAUCACUCAUAUUAAUUAUAUUUUUAUUGUGAAAUCCCCACUGAGUGUGUUUGUUUUAAAAGGACAGUUCACACAAAAAUGUAAUACUGUUAUUAUUUACCAAAAGGUCUGUUUAUACCAAUACAAAUGUUCGGCACAAAAUUCUGUCCAAUAUUUGCAUGCAAUUUUUCUGUUCAGACAAAAAACUGAAAAUGGCAAAUUCAUGCUUUUAAAUUUGCUUUACGCUAUUUAUGCUACUCUAUAUUGACUAGUUUUCCGUAGCCAGACCAUCAGACUGACGGAAGACUGGCAGAAAGUUUUGAGUCCAAAGCAGUUGUCAUUGGCCAAGGACCACCCAAGAGGACGUCUGACUGACAUGUAAAUCAACCAAUUACAGUUCACUUGGUUCAACGUCAUGUUUAGGGGCGUGAAAAAGUAAAGUUAGUCUCCCCACAAUAACAGACCGUCGUACAGUUUAUUCAAGAAUGUCGUGCAAGUAUACUGCAACAAUUGUGCUGUGAACUUUGCAUUGUUUAAAAAAUCCAGCUUUUGGUUGAUCUUGAUGAGCGAUCAUUGACACUGUUAUAAACACAAUGACAUUAUUCUUCUAUUAGGGGGUUUGACAAUCAGAUGAUGGCCUUGAAACUCCCAAAAUGUUUCCCAUUUUGUGUGCCACAUGCAUCAACGGUCCAUGGACGUGGAUCCGUCAUCUGCUAUUUAAAUAAUUCCAAAUGAUGAAUUCAAAUAUAGUGUUAAAUAUGAACACUAAAUAAGUGAUCGAGUUGAUGUGCAUGUUUAUCUCACACAAGCUUCAAAUCUGAUUUGAUCUUUUAAUAUGCACACACUGCACAAAUAACUUAGAUUUCCAUUGUUGUUGCAUUCUAACUAUACUCUUAUCAUUGCUUAUUUUCUUUGUUUUAGAAAUCAGACUUUUUAUUUAUAUAUUUUGGGUCCUAAUUAAGAGACGAAGAGCACGUGAAGCUUUGUGCCAUGCUGUUUAUAUAUAUAUAUAUAUAUAUAUAUAUAUAUCAAUCAGUAAAAAUGCCCCUUCCCACGUCCAAAAAAGUUAGGUUUUUUGCAAACUUUGAAAAUAUUUUCUUUAUGUUUGGAUGGAAACCCAGCUAAUGAGUGGAAGGAAAUUUUUUAGAUUGUCACGAAAGACAUUUAUUUCACAAUAUUCAACAACAACAGCACCUCGUUCCAUGCAUCAUACGUCAGCAUAUUACGUCACUAUGUGUAAGACUUCCCAGUUUAGUUCUUCAAUCCAAUCAAAUUGUCGUCACCACCCCUUACAAUCCGUUUGAAAUUUCAAAGUUGGCCAAUUCAUUCCAAUUGACAUUCGGACUGUGCUACUAGUCAGAUUACAAACAUAUUAUCAGGGCCCGUGUAAAUGCAUAAAAGAGUAGCUUGGACUAUUUUGAGGUGAACUGUCCCUUUAAGUCAUUUCAAGACAAUAAAACAGGACUCAAUUAGGUCAGCUGCCAAUUAUUUCUAAUAAGCAGCAAGUGGUUAGAGCAAACCUUUAACCGAUGUCAGUCAUUUAGAUGACUCAUUAUUGCUUAUGAAGACGGAUUGAUAAACUGCAGUGAAGCGCUUUAUAUUCUCACUGAUAUCCUGUGCAGAUGGUGGUCCAUUUUUCACUCCUACACAUUCUUCCCCUGUUCUCUCUCUUUCCCCAUCUCUCUUUGACCCUCUCUUAUGGACAAACUCCUUGUAGAUUGGUUCUUGCCCAUACCAUUUUCUCUUUCACAGGAAAACAAAAAACAAAAAGCAUUUUCAGUGCCAAACGACUGGUCUUUUUUUGGUCUGUUUGUAUAGAGUAUUUGAUUUAAAUGCAUUAAAUGGAGUCUCAUUUCUGUUGUGUAUUAGGAUUCUGUAUGCGGUACUCAGGGUCUGGAUACUGCUGUUCUGGAAAUACAGAGAGAAUGGAGUAGCAUAUUCGGUGUUCAGGAGCUCUAAGGUGUGUUUAUUGUAUGUGUAAAAAAAUCCAUUGAAUGUUUUUAAAUGACCUCCCUUCUCUUAUAUGUGCAGUCGCAUUUGUCCAUUCUGUCUUAAAUGUGCAGUUUUCUUGUCUGUUACUUCGUGAUGUAUGCUACUGUAUGCACCUGUUAGUGUCUUGACGUACGGCAUGUCUCUUAACUUGCUAUAACCUUUAGAAACCUCUCUCUAGGUUCCCUGUUCCUUUUGAUAUCUAUGAGACAAAACAAAUAAUGUCUAAAACCCCUUUAAAUGGUUUCCUUCAGGACUUUUGUAUAAGCUAAACAUAUGCAGCAAAAUGCCAUUCUCUGUCUGAGCAAUCAACUCGAGUACGAUGGCUUUCUUUUAUUGUCAGGGUUUCAGCGCAUGUGCAAUAGAUGAGGUUUGAUCAUUUGUCUACCCGCAUUUAUAAAGGAGUCUCUGAAGGAAGUGAGAGAAAAGUGACCAUUUUGAUGCACUUUGUUGCUGCAAAACGUUCUUGCUAUCAAAGCUUUAUGCUUUUUUUUUUCAUUUCUUACUAAUGUUGUUUCAAAAGUAUAUCAGAAUUGAUUCAUGUAUAUAGAUCGUAGAACACUGUCUCGCUCACAUACCUGCAGUUUGAACUGCCCAGUUAUUUGUGUCAGAGUGCCUGAUAUUGCUGGUUAUUUAUAGACGUCCGUAUUCUGCUGCAUUGAUCUGAAUGUACCUAUUACAAAAAUCAAAGAAAAUAGACAAAAAAGCAUGGCCCGAGAAAGCACUGAAUGCAACUCUUACUAUGUAAAUAUGUAUCAAACCAUAUAAAGAUGCUAUUUUUUGCAUGCUUUUUGUACACAUAGACAUAAUCAAAGACAAUAAAGAUAUCACAGGUGA